AUGAAUGCACCUACAACCCCUUAUCAACAAGAAAAUUUAAACUUUGAGCCAAUUGCAAUAUUAGAUCUACCCAAUUCAACAAAGCCACAAAAACACCAAUCCACUUUUACCAAGUCUAAUUCACACAAGCUCAACAAAACUUGCAAAACCUCAAAGACUUUGAUGCUGCAGCACCUGCAGCACCAACACCAACACCAGCAACAACAACAACAACAACCUGCUAAUACAAACCAACAUAAAGCCACAAGGUCAAUAGAUUCAAGUGAAAUCAGUGCUUUUUUUCCACCAAACUCCGGUCCUUUGGGUACAGUUUUAGUAACAAAUAGCUCACAUCCAACAGGCACUACUAAUGGUGCCAGCAACAGCAACAGCAACAGCAACAAUAGUGGCAAGAGUUUGAGCCAUGUUCCUUGUAAGUUUUUUAAACAGGGAAUAUGUCAAGCAGGCGACUCUUGUCCAUUUAGUCACCAGGUUGAAGGUGCUUUAUCCGCCGAUAAACUACCCUGUAAGUAUUUCUUAAAAGGAAAUUGCAAAUUUGGCAUGAAAUGUGCUUUAGCUCACUAUUUGCCUGAUGGAACAAAAGUAAAUGCAAAAAAUAUAUUACAGGAGAAUAAUGAUAGUUACGCUUACGAUAAUAUUGGUAACGGGAACAAGAACCGCGGCUAUUCGUCUUACCAAACACAAAACUCUGGUCAUAAUCAAUACUUGAUGGAAAAUUUUGAUGAUUUCUCCGAGUAUGAAGGCAGAGCACUUUACCAAAACAACAUGGUAUCAGAUACAGCUGCUAUUGUCAAUUCCAAAACUGCCUUUAAUCCUUUCGAUUUGCAACAACAGCAACAAUCACAACGAAUUAUAAAGCCGCAACUCCAAAUCCCAAUAUCUCUAAACUCAGUUCAAAGCGAAAGCCUUGCCAGAUCAAACUCGUUAAAUCAACGUAAUUAUUGGCAGUCGCCUCCACAGAGAUUUGACUCUCAAAACUCCUCCCCUAUUGAGCAAAUAAAACAGUCAAUCGGCCAGCAUCAGGAUAUGCAUAAAUCACUAGAUUCACUGCUGCUGCUGUACUCACAUCAUCAUCAUCAUCAACAUCAUCAUAAACAUCAUCAUCAACAUCAUCAUCAACAGAACAACCACCAGACCCUUAAGCUAGGUCCAACAAAUUCUUAUUACAAUAGCAGCGCCAUUCCAUUUGUUUCAGACUAUAAACAGCCCAGUAGUUUCCAGACACAGUCUUGGGUAAACACGUCUUAUUCACACACUGGGUUUAAUAUCCCUUUGGCGAGCUCGAGCUUGUCACCUCCCCAGUCACUAUUUGCUGCAAACUUUCAACCAGUCAACUCAACAUCAGCUACACCAACCUCUAAGUUGCCCUUUGGAUCAAAGCUUUCAGCAUUACAUUCGCCAUUUUAUCAGAAUUUCGAGUCUGUUCCAAGAGAUACUUUCCAAUAUUAUCAGUAUCGGAAACUAUUGUCUUCAAAAGUUUUUGAUGAUGACGACGAAGAAGAAGAAGAUAGGGAGAAAAACGGAGGUGUUACGAAUAAUUCUGAUCUUCUUGAGGAAGCCUGUAUUGAUCAAACGAAUUGCAAUCAGGUUGUGUUUGAGGAAGAUUUUUUACCUAGCUCGUUGGCUGAUGUAAUUUUGACGCCUCAAGAAUUGAAACAUCGUGACUCCCGAUCUCAGAGUGGUACUCUAAGUAUUCGUCCCACUUUUGAUGGGUUUCAAUCGCAUGACUCUAGGUUUCUUCUUAGUGACAGAGGCAAAGAACAAUUAUUAUCACACCAUGAAGAUGUCUUUUUGAUGGAGUAG
Messenger RNA from Lodderomyces oxycetoniae, 1803 nucleotides. RefSeq lists its product as uncharacterized. Gene Ontology annotation, molecular function: metal ion binding; ubiquitin protein ligase activity. The record is from RefSeq and is a predicted model, not a curated record. Gene Ontology annotation, biological process: protein polyubiquitination. Bases 1 to 1803 code for a protein of 600 amino acids. The transcript has a single exon. NCBI's taxonomy places the organism in Eukaryota, Fungi, Ascomycota, Pichiomycetes, Serinales, Debaryomycetaceae.